AUGAAGGCGGCAUCCCGAUCGCUUUCGCACGCUGGCAACGCUGUCCGUUCAGCGUCGUCGGUCCGACCUCUCUCAACACCACUCUUGCAAGCAAAUCACAGAGCGACGACGACAACCAGCAUCAACCUUGCUUCCAUACAGACACGCAAACUGUUCGGCUUCUCUCUCUUCGGCGGCAAGAAGGACAAGAAGAACGACCCCUUUGCACUUCCACCUCGCGCUGCUAAGAAGCCUCUAUUGGCACAAAAUGAUCUCUUUCACCCCUUUUCGAAGUCGCCCAUCCCUUCGAUCCGAGCAAGGGGUGAACGCAUUCGCUCAUUAGCUCCCUGCCCUGUCAGCAUGUCCAAGCACAAAGUUCGACGACUCGUAAACUUUGAAUGCCCGGACUGUGGUUGGCCCACGCAUUACAGCGAGAAGGAAUGGGCCGAGGACACAGAGCAUGGCAAGUACGUUGCCCGUCUCCGCGAAGCCAACGAGGACGAGCACGAUCUUCGCAGUGGACGAGAAAUGUCCGAAUUCAAGCUACCCGGACCACAAGGUUUCGAGGAGACUAUCAACAUGUCCAAUUGGGACGUCUUCUUCUACACGCGAAACUUCAACUCGAUAGAAUCCGAUCGCAGCCGAAGACACCUUUCCAAGCUUCUUACUUUCCCCACCACCAUGGGUGCCGUCAUUCAUGAGAACAGCCCCUACACCAAAAAGUCGCGCCGGCUGACGCACGAAGGUCUACGAAGCAUGAUUGCUCUCCGUCAAACGCUGCACCCCAAGGAAGGCGCAAAGCCAUCUCUGGACAAGAUAAGGAUCUUUGUCGUUGGUGCACGUGCCGAGUCUACUUUGCCACCUGCUGUGUGGGAUCAAUUGACGUAUAUGUUCCCCGGUGUUCCUUUCCAUCUCUUCCUGAUUGGACCUGAGGCGCAUAUCCCAACCGACAAGCAGGUUCAGAUGCAGCAGGAGCGUGCUGGGCCAGGAUCGGGUGGUAUUUCGAUGCACAAGGGUCGUGUUCGCAAGUCCAACUACGGCGUUCCCUCGCGUACUGUGGUUGUCUCUGAGGGUUUGACGAUCACAACGAUUCAGUCCAAGUACGAGGAUGUCCAUGCGCAGUUGGAACCAUUCGAUGCGUACACAGAUGUCUUCUUUGCUUUCAGCCCAGGAUUCGGGUUCCCUUCGCAGAUCGCUGUCGAGGAAGCAGACAAAACAAGGCAGGAGGAUAGGGAUCACGAGGCACACUUUGCCAAGGCGAAGAGUACAUACCAUGCUGCUGGUGCAGAGGGUGCAGAGUCGACCGAAGCUUCAGCGCAAAAGGCCGCUGAUGACGCUGUCGAGCUUGCAAAGGCACAGAUUGCUGAGCAGCAGCAGCGCCUUGAUGGCUCAAGUCCUGCUGUCUCCACGGUCCCACCGAGCAGAGCUGCUUACACUGUCGACGCCUCCGUAUCUCCCGAAGGUGGUGAGAUUCCGUCUCAGGAGCCUGCGCCGGUGCUCACUUCGCCAGACGGUCACACGUUCACUGCGCUUACUGCGGCUCCUGUGGUUCAGGCACAGCGAGAGUGGGCUCGUGCCAUCGGUCAGAUCCUCUCAACACGAUGUGCGCUCGUUGCCACUGGCUUCUCUCCAGCUGAUGUAGAGCGAGAUGUAUUGGCGUUCGAGAGUGUCGAUGGUGUUAGGGGCGAGUUCGACUGGCUAAUCACACCCGGUGAGAACGUGUUUGCAUCGCAACAGUGGGCAGUGGCUGACUUUGACCCACGUGUUGCAGUGAAAGCCAAUUGGGGCAUCUGGGCAGUAAGAGGGAAGCGAUACGAUAUCCAAGGCCCUACAGGAUACUAA
Messenger RNA from Ustilago hordei, 1821 nucleotides. RefSeq lists its product as uncharacterized. The record is from RefSeq and is a predicted model, not a curated record. Bases 1 to 1821 code for a protein of 606 amino acids. The transcript has a single exon. Lineage: Eukaryota; Fungi; Basidiomycota; Ustilaginomycetes; Ustilaginales; Ustilaginaceae. Gene Ontology annotation, cellular component: extrinsic component of mitochondrial inner membrane.